AUGGAUGGAUGGUCUCUGCUCAACCACAGUGACGUGUGCAGCUUGGUGGAGAACUGCACCCAAGUCACCCGGUUCCUCCUGCUGGGACUCACAGAGCCGGAAGGGCCCAAGGGCACCUUCUUUGUCCUCUUCCUGUUCAUCUAUGCAGUCACCCUCAUGGGAAACCUGGGCACGAUCAUCCUGAUCCACACAGACCCACAGCUCCACACGCCCAUGUACUUCUUCCUGAGCGUCCUUGCCUCCGUAGACUCCUCUUUCUCCACGACAAACACCCCCCAGUUGCUAGAGAGCUUCCUCACCUCAGGCCAGUCCAUCUCCUUCACAGGCUGUGUGGUCCAGAUGGCCCUCAUGACUCUCCAUGGUACUGCUGAGUCUCUACUCCUGGCCGUAAUGGCCUACGACCGAUUCACUGCCAUCUGCCACCCUCUCCUCUACCACACCAUUAUGUGUCAACGUCUGUAUGUCCAGCUGAUAGUGGCCACCUAUAUAGCUUCUGUUGCCAAUUCAGCUUUGCUAACUGAGUACAUCUUUAAGAUGCCCUACUGUGGCCCCAAUGUCAUUAAUCACUAUUUCUGUGACGUCCCUCCUGUGCUCCAACUUGCGAUGUCCUAUGCCUACAUCUUGGUGACUAUCUGCAGGAUACGUUCCAGGGAGGCUCAGAGCAAAGCGCUCUCCACCUGUGCCUCCCACCUCACCAUCAUCUGCCUCUUCUAUGGCACCAUCACCUUCAUGUAUGCUCAGCCAAGCUCCCGCACUUCCAUGGAGCAGAACAAGGUCGUGUCUGUCUUCUACACUGUGGUCGUCCCCAUGCUGAACCCUCUGAUUUACAGCCUAAGGAAUAAAGAUGUGAAGGCUGCUUUAAAGAGGAGAUACCUUGGCAAGCUGUCUUCCCAACCAAGCGUGGAGCACUCUAUCCGAAGCCAUAGCAUGGUGGUCAUCUGGGAACACGUGGUACCUGGUCCAGGUCUGGUUGUGGUGUCCAGCUGCCUCUGCACGUACAUGAGCUUCCUGAAUCAGGAGGAAUCACCCAGAGCUGGGGGUUUGGAAUCAGGGCUCAAUGAAAUCUGGUUGGAAAGCUACAGAAUAGACCUGUCCAAACCCCAACAGCUCUGCUCCCCAGCUGCAGACCCUGGAGACCGGGGUUCCUGCAAGAAAUUCAGAGGGAAGUGGGUGAAAAAGAGUAAUGACCUUGCAGAAUUAAUCAAGUUUCCAGAGUUUAGAGCAGGAAAGAAGAGGCAGGAAGGGACCCGGGACUCCCCAUCCUGCAGUAACCGAAAGUCCUGA
Messenger RNA from Equus caballus (horse), 1284 nucleotides. The record is from RefSeq and is a predicted model, not a curated record. Lineage: Eukaryota; Metazoa; Chordata; Mammalia; Perissodactyla; Equidae.